CACACCUCACCAAGCACCAAGAGCAGCAACAUCAACUCACAGGAGUUUAAACUUUUCCCUCCACAGAAGAAAACACUGGAAAAGACUUUUACCUGCUACUGAGACAGCUUGUGUUGGACUUUACUUUCACUCUGUGUUUGUUUUUGGAGUGAUUUUUGGACAGUUUGAGAGCGGAGGAGUGCCUGAGUUGAUGCAUGCGCUCUGCUGACACAGACAUUUGAUUAUCGAGAGUUUCUAAAAGCAGCUGGUAAGCUCUCUUUUUCCUUCCGACUUUAUGUCUACAAAGAUGGAACAGCCUUUCUAUCAUGACGACUCUUUUCUGUCGGCUUACGGCCACUCAGAUGCAGCAAUGCACGACUACAAACUGCUAAAGCAGAAUAUGAAUUUGAACUUGACAGAGCCCUAUCGCAACCUGAAAUCCCAGCUGAGAGCCGAGACAGACCCGUACCAAGCGGGGCACCAAGACGUGGGGUCCCUGAAGCUGGCAUCCCCAGAGCUCGAGCGGCUCAUCAUCCAAAACAGUAACGGUGUGAUCACCACUCCCACCCCGGGACAGUACUUCUACAACCGGGGGAUCACCGAUGAGCAGGAGGGCUUCGCGGAGGGGUUCGUGAAAGCCCUGGACGAGCUGCACAAGAUGAACCAGAUGCCCCCUCCCAACGUGUCCAUCGGCGCCGGUGGAGUUACUACGUGCGCGCCGGCGGCCUCUAGCGUCUUCGGCUCCUCCCUGCAGCCGGAGCCUCCCAUCUACACCACACUGAACGCCUACUGUCCCAACACGAGUCUGUCUUCUGCGUCCAGCUACCCCACCGCCACCAUCAGCUACCUGCCGCCGCACCAGCAGAGCCACCAGCAGACCUCGACGCACGGCGCGCACCCGUUCCAGCACUCCCUCCCCGGCUCCGGGCUCCAUCCGCAGCGGCUGGUCGCGCUCAAAGAGGAGCCCCAAACCGUGCCUGAUCUCCUCAGCAGCGACGGCUCGCCUCCAAUGUCCCCGAUCGAUCUGGAGACCCAGGAGCGCAUCAAGGCGGAGCGCAAGAGGCUGCGGAACCGGCUAGCGGCCACCAAAUGUCGGCGGCGCAAGCUGGAGCGCAUCGCCCGGCUGGAGGACAAGGUGAAGGGGCUGAAGAACGACAACGCGGGGCUCUCCAACACGGCUUCGGUGCUCCGGGAUCAGGUCGCCCAGCUCAAACAGAAAGUCCUGACGCACGUGAGCAGCGGCUGUCAGCUGAUGCUCACGAGCAAGCUGGAGGCGUUUUAGGCACCAGAGACUACUAACUGACUGAAAAGUAAUAACACUGGAGGUCUGCAUGCGCAGCGCUGGUUCACCGGCCGGUGUGUGUCAGCAGCACGGGGCCGAGGCAAGCUGUGUGUAGACAACUCUGUGGGCCAUUUAGGGUGAAAAGACUGAUUUGAAAUGGUACUUCCGGAUGCUGGACAUCGCUGAAAAGCACCAUUCAACCCCUGACACCGGGGCAGCAUCCAGACUGAGCAGACACUGAGCAGACGCAGCGGGCAGACAGGCCCGGAGGUUUACUAAUGGUAGAAAAUGGGAACGAUUAUUGUAUGUCUUUGUAUUUUUGCAACUGAUAUUGUGAUGCAAUGCUGCAUUUAUUCAUUGUGUAAAUUAUUUUUGUUUGUCUGGUUGAUCCAAACAAACUAAUGAUGUCCAAUGUUUACAAUGUCUCUUUUUUUUUAUUUGUGAUGUGUAUUUAAGUAAAGUGUCUUAAAAUGAAA
Messenger RNA from Plectropomus leopardus (leopard coralgrouper), 1737 nucleotides. It is a transcript of the gene junbb, whose product is annotated as JunB proto-oncogene, AP-1 transcription factor subunit b. Gene Ontology annotation, biological process: regulation of transcription by RNA polymerase II; regulation of cell population proliferation; regulation of cell cycle. Gene Ontology annotation, cellular component: transcription regulator complex. Lineage: Eukaryota; Metazoa; Chordata; Actinopteri; Perciformes; Serranidae. The record is from RefSeq and is a predicted model, not a curated record. Gene Ontology annotation, molecular function: DNA-binding transcription factor activity, RNA polymerase II-specific; transcription factor binding; RNA polymerase II cis-regulatory region sequence-specific DNA binding.